AUGGCCGAGGUCACCACCAUGGUCGAGAGCAAGAAGCGCAAGCGUACCGGAAAGGCCAGGGAGGAGGCCAAGCAGCGUGCCAUUGAGGCGGCCAAGGUCGAGGCCAAGGAGGCCGACCAGGAGGCCGACAAGGCGGAGGCCGCCCAAGCCGAGCCUGACGUUCCAGUCAAAGUCGAUGACGAGGCUGAGACUAUGCCUGCUGGCGCCGAGGAUGUCAAGAUGGAGGAGCCCACUUUUAAGAUGACCGGCGCCAACGCCCAGGAGGUCAUUCCCAGGAAGAGGAAGCGCACCGGCAAGAUGCGUGCCGAGGCCAAGGCCAAGGCCAUUGCGGCCAAGGAGGCUGCGGCACUUCUCGCUGCUGAGAACGGAGAGGAGAUUGUGGUCGACGAGGCUGAGGUGAAGGAGGAGGUGAAGGAGGAGGAGGGCCUCGACUUUGAGAAGAUUGCGAAGCGCAUUCCUCAAGCGAUUAAGAAGCUCCGCCCCAUCUUCAAGCAGUCGAAGAAGACCGAGUCCAUGCGUUUGAUCAAGAAGAUCCGUUUCUUGAAGUCAAAGGACAGCAAGGCCGACGAGGCUGCCGAACUCGAGGCGCAGCUCAAGCUCAUCUCUAUCGUCCAAGUCCAGAUCCUUGCGACCACCCACCUGGGCCAGAAGCUCAAGAAGCACCACAAGCUCAAGCACGCCGACCUCCCCGAGGACGUCACCACGCUCCUGACCAACGAGCCCAGCAUCAAGGUCUCGACCUCGUCUACCACUCCCGCUCUUAUCUCCAAGGCUGAGAACCGCCUGUGCAGUGCCAAGGCUGUCGCCGACGCCAUGGGCCCGGCUGUCGCAUGGAUCCUCUCCGAGCCUGGAGCGACCCUCACUCUCAGCGCCAAGGCCUUGGAGAGCAAGAAGCAGGCCAGCGCCAAGAGUGCCGCGAAGCGUGCUGCCGCUGCCGACUCGGAUGACGACGAUGACGAUGAGGACGAGGGCAGCAUUGCGGACGUGGAGGAUGACGAGGAGGAGGAGGACUUUGAGGACAUUGGUGGACCCGUCACCAGCCUUGACUCGGACGACGAGGCGGUCAUGCAGUCCCGUGCUGCCGACGCCGCCGGCUGGGAGUCGGGAUCGCUCGGUGGCGGUGACAGCGACAACGACGAGGACGCAGCCGACGCUGCUGGGUGGGAGUCUGGAUCAGUCUCUGGCGACUACAACAUUGCCCCUCCUUCAUCUGGCCCCGACUCGGAGUCCGAGGGCGAGCAGCGACCCGCGAAGAAGUCCAAGGCUUCCCUCGUCGCCCUCCUCACGGCCAAGCCCACCAAGCCCACCAAGCCCGAGCCCAAGGGCAAGGCCGAGAAGCCCAGCAAGACCGCCGAGAAGCCCGGCAAGGCGGGCUCGUCGUCCAUGUUCCUUCCCUCCCUGGCGGCCGGUUUUGCUGCCGGAGACAGCGACAGCGACCCGGACAACGACUACGACCCCGACGGAAUCAUCGGCACCAAGAAGGCCGAGCGCAAGAACCGUCGUGGCCAGCGCGCACGCCAGGCGAUCUGGGAGAAGAAGUACGGCAAGGGCGCAAAGCACGUCGUCAAGCGGCGCGAGGAGGAGGCCAAGGGCCCCGAUGGCCAGAAGCCCGACGGCGGCUGGUCCGCGCGUGGAAAGGGUGGUGUGGCACCAGACACCGCACCUGUCCUCCGCCGUCCCUUCGGCGCGGGUGCUCGCCCCGCGGCCGGUGCUCCUGCUGCCCCCGGUGCUGGACCCAAGGGUCCCAAGGGCCUCAAGGGACUCAACCCCAACGCAAAGUCCGUCGAUAUGCCUGCUGCCAAGGACUCGGCCAAGGACCUUCACCCGUCGUGGGAGGCUGCCAGGUUGCGCAAGCAGAAGAUGAUGGACGGCGCCGACGGUGCCAAGGCCACCAAGAUUGUGUUCGACUAG
Molecule: messenger RNA, 1911 nt
Organism: Apiotrichum porosum
Lineage: Eukaryota; Fungi; Basidiomycota; Tremellomycetes; Trichosporonales; Trichosporonaceae
Exons: 5
Coding region: 1-1911 (636 amino acids)
Biological process (GO): maturation of SSU-rRNA
Cellular component (GO): 90S preribosome; nucleus
Source: RefSeq, a predicted model, not a curated record